Porites evermanni is the source of this 4568-nucleotide messenger RNA. The record is from the annotation of a GenBank genome assembly. NCBI's taxonomy places the organism in Eukaryota, Metazoa, Cnidaria, Anthozoa, Scleractinia, Poritidae.
CCUGGGUACUAGUGGCUAACAAAGAUGGCGUCCAUAGCGAGGUCUUACACUCUCGACAAAAAACGGUGAGAAAACUUCCUAGAACAGAAAAUCUGACAUGCAUUCAUUCUUCCCUUCUAAGUCUACUUGGGACAGCUUUCCAUUUACUUAAACAUUUUAAUUUGCGUUUUAAGGCAACAACAGGCGGGAAAUCAAAGAUGUCAGAAGUGUUUACAAAUUGGCCAUUGGACGUAUGAAUGUACCAACAAACGCAAGUACUUACAGAGAGAUUCAAGAACCGCUGUCAUAAAAAAGAAAAUAAAAUUGAUGAAAUCUGAGAAAGGAAAUACUGAUUCAACUAACAGGUAGGCUCAGCGAUUAUUUCGGUAAAGAAUUAAAAUUUCUUUACAUGAUGGUGGGAAUUAACGAGAAACAGGAUGACAAAAGGGUUUGGGGGUGGGGUACCUAUCACCCAUCAGGCCCUCUUUUUUGAAGCUAUCACGCAUCACAGAAAAAUAAAAUAUUAACUACAUUAACAAGUAUCCUAUUAUCAUUUGAUCUGAUGAAAUCAGAGGUCGAUAAACGUGAAAAAAAUGGGAAGAAGUUGGUGUCAUAACUAUCUCUGCUUCUAGUUUCAAAAUAAUGAUAUUGACCAUCACAGAAAUUUCAAAGGAAAAUCAUGCAUGCAUCACAGGUUGUGAAAAUAGAAAAUCAAGUAUCAUGCUGCUAUGCCCAAUCACGCCUACUACUUUGGCCCCGAUCACAAAACACACUGAUAAUUUGGGUCUGAUCACACAGCGCGGAAAACUCCUUUGCCAUCUUGGAGAAACUCAGGAGAGAACUGGUAGAUCAUGGGCAGCCCAAACUUGGGGUUUAUGGUCAUCAGCUUCCUCCAGUCCUUCAGCCGUUUGGUGACCACCCUCCCCAACUGUGCGGUCCUGGGAACUUGUUAGGGGUCACGUGACCCCUGUCGUGUUCCUUGUUCUUUUUGUCCGAACCAUGUGCUUGUUGACUCAUUGUGUUCCUUGAAAGUAUUUAAGCCGUAUAGUCGCUCGAUAUACUACACCACUGGAGGGGCUACUUUUAGAAUUCUUUAGUGAGUGUGCGACUAGAAUCGUGGAACUCUACUAACUAUGCCAAGCACCAAAAUUUCUAAACCUUCCAACUUUUCCUAAGUUAAAUGCGUGUGAAACAAUCCAACAACUUCCAAACAGUGCCAAAACCAUUCUGAUGACUUCCAACUGGUACAAAGAUAUUCCAGUGAUUUUCACGAGUUGACAAAAUUUGUGGAAUGUUAAAUCUCGGUACCAUAUUGCCAAAAUCAUGCAAAUAAUGCUGAGGUUGCAAAUAUCUUGGUAAGAUAUCCAGUGUCACCUAUUUGGUUGCUUUUCACCCUAAUGGUUACUGAAUGAAAUUAUUGUAAGUCAUGUGUGUGAACUGAAAGCUUGUUAAGGAAGUUUUUUAUUGGGGGUCAUGUGACACAUGCAUUAUGAUGUAUCUCAGUUGGCAGAUAAAAUUCCCUUUCCUGCACAUCUGAUGGCAAGACCAUGUCACAAAAGGGGAGUUGCUUAACAGAGCAGGAAUGAAGGCACUUAGUGAUGAAUUGCAUAAACAUGAUGGAAAAUGGUUGGGCACAUCCUGAGACAAGACCAAAACAGUGACUACAAUGUAGCAUUGACCUAGAAACCAAAUGGAAGGAGACAAAGAGGAAAACCAAAAACUACCUUGAGGAGGACAGAGGAAAAAAGUAAAGGGAGAAGGGGCUUGGGGGUCUUGGAAUGAGAUGUGAGAAGAAGGAAAUGACUGUCAGAGAGAGUUAGAAAAGCUCUGUGAAGGUCCUAUGUGCCAUAGAGGUACAAAGAGGAUAGGUGUUCAAGGUGGAGGUGGUUGAAUAAAAGUUGUAACAUGAAUGGUGUGUCCUCACUACACUACCAAUGUAACACAUUAUUUUGUUGAAUCAUUUUCUGACCACCUCACCUGCCACCUACUAAUUUCAUUUUGUAAGAAGAAUCUGAAGAGUGGUUAAUGAUGACUUUUUCUGGGGCAUGAUUUACUGAUUUUCUGCCCUGUUGGCUAAGCCAGUCAAAACACUGUUGCUAAUUAGUUGCUAAUUAAUUAUCCAGUUGCUAAUGAACUCUUGGUGUUAAUAACUGGAUCCAAAGAGUCAGAGAUCCUUUGUUUUCUUCUGAUGCAUGUUUCCUAAUUUGCUGUUUUUCUUAAUUAUUUCUAGUGAGGUCAUUGAAACAGAGAACAAAACAGCAAACAAAAGGUAUCCCAACAUCUUAGUCAUUUGACUCAUGUUUAUGUUAAUAAUGUAGCCUCCCACACAGACACAACCUUCUUUCCAGGAUUCUCUCUUACUCUUCCCCCUCUCUCUCACACCACAGGAACAAGUAGGAGUGAACCCACAGAAUCAAGUUGUCACAGACAAUUUUUUGGCUCGUCACGCAAUCCUGCAUGCACACUUGCACUUAUCCUGUAGUCAAUGACCAUUGGGGUGCCACAGACGUUGCAACCCUCUCCCUCCAUUUUAUUUUGUUUUCAACAUCUCUUACGGCGUCGCAAAUCUUCAACCCUGUCCAUUCAGCGAUGUUGUUCUCCCGACACUUCUAUUGUUGGCCCCUUCUUCUCCCUCCUUGCACUGUUCCUUGUAAAAUUGUCUUGGCAAGCCCUGAUGAUCUUGAUACAUGCCCAAACCACUUUCAGUUGUGUUUCUUUACUGUGGUUAAAAUAUCAUCAGAGGGUCCAAUGACUUGCCUGAUUCUGUCUGUGACUGCAUUGUUAGUAAUGUGAUCUCUGUAUGAGAUGCCAAGCAGUUUCCUAAAGCAUCUCAUCUCAGUGGCCUGCAGUUUCUUUAGGAUGUCUGCUGUCAAUGUCCAGGCGUAGCAGGCGUACAAUAGUGACAAAACCCUAAGAACAUCUGUGUGGGAGGCUAUUGAUAAUAGGGACCUUUAUAUUUGAGGACAAGGACUAUUACAAGGACAAGUAUUCACUUGAAUUUUUUCAUGUAUUCUUAUGAAAUAUACAUCCCAGAAAGCUCUAUUGUACUUGUUUUUCACCUUUUGAUCCCUCUCCCGAUCACAAAAUCAUAAAACUUCUAACCUUUGAUAACUUGUUUCUACCCCUAUCACAUUUUUGCUUAAACCUGUUGUGUAUUUUCCCUAAAUUUCCUACCUAAAUAGUGCUGGUAUACGUGUGCACACCACUUAGUAUUGGGAAAUAUUGUCCUCAUAGAUAGUUGUCCUCAUUUUUGAAUAAAAGGUCUCCAAUGUUGCAUUUUAUCUCUUUUUGACACUUUAAAAUUAAAUCGGCAAAUUUAAAUUUACCGCAACUCAGCUGAAUAGUUAAGAAAGUGUUGACCUCAGUAGUUUCUGGAAAAUAACAACUCUAGGACUCUCUAGAACUCUAGGGAUUUUGGGAGUUCAGUCCAGUACAGUGUAAUGAAAUUGAGCUGAACCAGGUCUGGUAUAGGCUGAUAGUCAGGGGGGUUCCAGCAGCACAUCCCCACCCAUACAAUUCUUAAAGUACCCCCAGGGAUUCCUGGGAUUUGACUGUAUUGAGAUAAACACCACUAUGCUUGGGCAAAGCCACAUUAUUUUAUUUCUUUAUCCAUAGGAAAGGCAGCGGUAAAAGUGAAGAUGAAAGUGAUGAGUCCGACGAGUCUUCAACCACAGAUAGCAGCAAUGAGAGUAACUCCUCAGAGGAAAGCAGCAGUUCUUCUAGCGACAACAGUAGCAGUAGCAGCAGUAGCGGUGAAAGCAGUUCAGAUCAUGAGUCUGACAGCAGUGAUGAUGAUAAACCAGUGAAAAAGAGGAAAAAGAAAAGUCGUUGAAACUUGGCUGACAUUUUGAAAGGACAAAAAUUGCUCGCUUUGCUGUGUCACGGAUAAGAUUAUGGAACUUGGUCAUCACCGUGAUCCGUGCUUCCAAGCUGACUUAUCAACUGAGGAUACAGUUUUAUUAUUUCCAGGAACACGUAGUUUCCCGUGCAGCCCUUAUGUGUCUCGUCACGCAAUAUCACGCAACACUAGAGCGUUUGGUCACGAGACAAAUAAUAGUCGCUUGGAGACUAGGAAACCUGUGUGAUGUAACUGUGCCGCUCAGCCGAGAAGGAGGCCAAGAAAGUAUUACUCUUUGUCUCUUUUUAUUUGUUAGUAACACAGGAUGUUUACCAGUGAGUAGCCUGCAUGGCUGGCGGUUUGUUUAGCGAGAGGGAAAAAAAAAACAGCAAAAAAGCGCCAAGCCACAAAGAGAAUAGCACGGAAACGAGGGCGCGUGGCCCUUUCUUUCUUGUGCUCAUAGUACUUUCAAGCGCCUGGUAAGCGGGAAUGCAGGAUAGUUUUUAACCUGUGCAGCUGGCGGUCUUCUUGCCAUUUUCAAAUUUCCCCACGGCUUCGCCCUUCGUUCACUCGCUCGCUCCCCGAUAUUAUUUCCAUAUAGUCAGGCUAUAAAGUUUUAAGUUAUGACUAGUAGAAACUAUUGGGUUCACGCCUUCUGCUUGUUGCGUUAUCAUGAAGGCCAUAACGGAAUGAACCUGUGGAUUUCAAGACACGUACAGUAUAUUUGAUGAGAGCUAAGAAGGAUUUAAAG